AUGGCGGAGUUUGUCAUAAUCCAAACUGAAGCUGAUCAAAAAUUGCCCAAAUCAGUUGGAGGAAGUUGUGACACAAUCGGUGCCCGAAAUUCCUUGGGGCCAAAGUUUCUUGCUGCAAUUGGUGCCCAUGAAUACUUUUCACCAGAGAUGUGGAGAGCAGCUCUGACAGAAUUAGUAGCAACCGCUUCUCUAGUAUUCAGCCUAACCUCUUCCAUCAUAUCAUGCUUGGAUUCAGGUGAAGUUGAUCCGAAACUGCUUGUCCCCAUUUCCGUCUUCAUCAUAGCCUUCCUCCUUCUCCUUGUGACAGUUCCGUUAUCGGGCGGCCACAUGAGCCCAGUUUUCACAUUUAUAGCUACCCUCAAGGGUGCCAUAACCCUAGCUCGUGCUUCCAUCUACAUUUUGGCACAAUGUUUUGGCUCAGUUUUAGGGUUUCUCAUAAUGAAGACUGUGAUGGACCAACAUGCAGUACAAAAGUACUCCUUAGGUGGCUGCACAAUCCAAGGAAGUGGGCCCACAUCUGGGGUGGAGACACAAACAGCUUUGGUACUAGAAGUUACUUGCACUUUUGUGGUUCUCUUUGUUGGAGUCACAGUGGCAUUUGACAAGAGAAGAAGCAAAGAAUUAGGGUUACCAAUGGUGUGCGUUGUGGUGGCUGGGUCUAUGGCAAUUGCAGUUUUUGUGUCGGUAACGGUAACCGGGCGUGCUGGGUACGCCGGGGUAGGACUGAAUCCGGCAAGGUGCUUAGGGGCAGCACUGUUGCAAGGAGGGAUAUUGUGGGAUGGUCAUUGGGUUUUUUGGGUUGGACCAAUUUUGGCUUGUAGUGUGUACCAUUGUUUGUCCUUGAACUUGCCAAAGCAGGAUUUAACGUCAGUAGAAGAAGAGUGUGAGAUUAUGAAAGGAGAAAGAAAUGUAUGAAGGGCUUGAAAUUAAACACGUAAAAACAUUCUACCUUGAGCUCUACCUUAAGUGGUGUUUUGAUCACCAA
Messenger RNA from Malus domestica (apple), 985 nucleotides. Lineage: Eukaryota; Viridiplantae; Streptophyta; Magnoliopsida; Rosales; Rosaceae. The record is from RefSeq and is a predicted model, not a curated record.